Molecule: messenger RNA, 1064 nt
Organism: Anneissia japonica
Lineage: Eukaryota; Metazoa; Echinodermata; Crinoidea; Comatulida; Comatulidae
Product: prothrombin-like
Exons: 5
Biological process (GO): proteolysis
Molecular function (GO): serine-type endopeptidase activity
Source: RefSeq, a predicted model, not a curated record
AUUACAGCAAAUGCGGAGUUGCAGGAGAGACAAACCAUGGGAAUGGAAAGGUGGUGAACCCUGGAGCAUGGCCGUGGCAAGUUGCCUUCUUUGACAACACAAAUGAAACACAUAUGGAUAUUGUUUGUGGGGGGUCACUGAUUGCAGAAGAUUGGGUGUUAACAGCUGCUCACUGCUUUACUAACAGAACUCUGGACAGUUUAAUUGUUGGAGUGGGUUUGACUCACCUUGAUAAUGACCGUCGAAGCCAAGGGUCAGAUAGCUCUCGCAUGGAAAUAGUUUUAAUUCAUCCAGAAUAUAAGAAUCAAAAUGUAAAUAUUCAUCAACACGGAUCCAGGUCAGAACACAAAACGUCGAGUUUUGAUUAUGACACCUCCAACUUCCAACAAGAUUUGUUCAAUAGAAAACGCUACGAUUAUGACAUCGCUCUUGUCAAGUUGGAGAAGAAAAUAAAGUUCACGCCCUUUAUACGACCUGUCUGCCUUCCCAGACUCAGUGAAGCUCUGUUACAAACACCUAGAUAUGAAAAUGUGAAAGUCAUUUUGAAUAACACAGCAAAAGUUUUAGCAUUCCUACCAGAACAAAUAAAUGGAGUUCCAGCCACAAAGAAAACAUUAGUUACGGUAACAGGAUGGGGAACAGAUUUGCCACAGGGUCAUCGAAGUUCAGAAAGCGAUCCUCUUGCCUUGCUACAGCAAUCAGUUCGUGUACAGCCUAGACAUAGGUGCAAAAGUGCUCUCAAACAAUUCGCUAAGUUUACCCCCAGGUUAUUCUGUGCUGGACCCCACACUGGUUUAGGUGACCAGGGCUGCAGGGUUGGAUCUGGGUCCCCUGUCGUCAUGAGUGUACCAGAGAACGGGCAUGGUGGAGCUCGCUGGGUUCAAGUGGGCGUACAAAGUUUGAAUGAUAAUUGUCGUUUAAAUUAUGACAGGUUUAGUUUUAAUACGGAUGUAACAAUGACGAUGCCGUGGAUAAAGCGUAUACUGUCACAUUCGAUUAAAGCAUCAGAUAAUAACUUAGGUCCUAAUACCACCACUAACAGUGCUAGAUUACAUGUACAAUAA